This is a messenger RNA of Colletotrichum lupini, 924 nucleotides long. RefSeq lists its product as uncharacterized. Lineage: Eukaryota; Fungi; Ascomycota; Sordariomycetes; Glomerellales; Glomerellaceae. The transcript is spliced from 4 exons. The record is from RefSeq and is a predicted model, not a curated record. The coding region runs from base 1 to 924 and encodes 307 amino acids.
AUGCGGGCAUCGAAGGCAGGUGGCUUAUGUAACGCACUCUCCGAAUACCUCUUUCCGCGGUGCCUGCCUCAUUACCAAGGGAGGGCGGGGGGGUGGGCAAUUCCUUACAGAGAGGCAACCUGCAUUGAGAGCCUACCUAUCUACAACGAAUUCCCUUCAUGCCGAGUCUGCGAUACUUGCUACCAAAAGAACCUCCUUUGUUCAUCGAAAUGGUAUCCGUCUGGUAUCCGUCCAGGACGAUACAUCGUCGACUUUGCUCGGACUACCUCACGAAGCAAUUUUCCAUCUGUGUCCGUGACAGAAGCGCACCCUGUUCCUCACACUCUACUCGCACUAAUCUGCCAGGCUACGUCCGUAUGGAGGAGAGAUCCGCUUCUCUCCCCAUUUUCCACUGCCUAUGAUCAAGAUCGCGCAAAGCCGUCGUCAAUGCCAACGACACCAACCGAAGGCAAAGCACCAAACACUCGGUCAAAGUCUUGGAACCAGCCACGCCUCUUGACUGGACCAAACCUUCAGCACCUACCUGGAAUGGUAUUUCCUUGCUAUCCAAGCCCUGUCGAUAAUCCAACACCUACCCCGUAUGAGACGACGAGUUUUGUUCUAGGUGUUAUCACAUUGGCCUCGCCCUCUUGUCGCUUUGCCGCCAAAAGACAUUUCGGAGGCUACGCUUCCUGCUCUCCACUCCAUAUGACUUUGAAUAUGGCAAUGUGCAGUACUGUCUCUGAGUCUAGCUCCUCUGGAUCUCUGGAGUUUCGCAUGUACGCAUCAAACCAUGCAACUACAGCUUGGUCUAAUCACCCUGGCGAGAUGCUCACUGCACAAGAAGUCCAAAAGGGCUUCAUCCGACACCAAAAGUCUUGGUUAACGCCCACCGAGGCCCGCUCGGAGCAUCACGCCUGGAUACAGAAGAGAACCAUGGAAUAG